AUGUCUUUAGAAAAAAAAGAUAAUUUUCUUCUUCUUAAUGAAGAAAAAAAAAUACCUAUCCACACUCCAACUCCAAGAAAGAAACACCGAUUAAUUGAAGAUGACAUUGAUUCAGAAGAAGAAGGAGGUGAUGAUGAAAGUACAUCGUCAUCAUCAAGUGAAGAUGAGAUACAAAAAAAGAAAAAAAAGAAAAGGAUUGCGAUACAAAAUGAAAUAAAUAAAAUGAAAAUGGAUAUAAUUGAAGAACAUAAUAAAAUUGAAAAAGAAGAACCGAUAGGAGGAAUAAUAAUAAAUAAUGUUAUGAAUAACAAAAAUGAAGGGAUAAAUGAAAAAAGGAAAAUCAAUAUUCCAAUGAAUGUUCAUAACUACAAAGGAAAAGAAGAUGAAAUAAACAAAUUUCUUAGACAACAACAAAAAAAAUUUGAUCAAAUGAGAUUAAAUACACCAGAUUUAACAAGUAAAAUAAAUGAAAGAAUUAAAACAAAUAAAAAUAUAAAUAAUAAUAAAAUUGAUGAAGAAUUAAAUGAUUAUUUCCCACCAUGUGAAAAAGUUAUUGAAAUUGGAAAUAAUGAAAGUAUUUGGAAUUCAAAUGAUCAAAUAAAUGUUAUUGGAGAACGUAUAAAUAAAACGGUUUGGAAUAUUCAACAAUUAAAAAAUUAUUGUAUUCAAUGUAAAAACUCAAAUAGUAAAAUAGAAAAUCAUUUUCUUUGGAUAGAUAUUUCAAAUCCAAGUAAAGAAGUAAUGGUUGCAAUAGGAUUAUUAUUUCAUUUACAUUUUUUAUCAUUACAAAGAUGGUUAGAUGAAGAUCAAAGAGAGGCUGUAUUAAUAUAUCCACAAUAUUAUGAAAUAUUAAUAAAAAAUGUUGAAUAUCAACCUUUAACUGAUUUGUUAAAAAUUAAAAAUACUAGAAUUACUAUUAAAAAGAAAAUUAUUAUUACUUUUCAUCAAAAACAUGAUAGAGUAUUUGAUAUUGUUAAAGUUCAAAACGUUAAUCCUAAAGAAUGUAAUCCUGAACUUGUUUUAUUUGAAAUUCUUCAUCAAUCUAUUAUGCAAUUUGCUGAUUGGGUUAGAAUUAUUAAUGAUGAAACUGAAAUACAACAAAAUAUGCAAUUUCAUGUUUUAAAAAAAGAACAAUUAGGUUUUAUUGCAAGAAGUGAUAUUUUAGAAAAGAAAAUUGAUACAAUUCUGAGUUGUUUACAAUCUAAAAAAACUAUGUUAAAAUUUCUUAUUCGUUCAAGUCAUAAAAAUACUUUUAAAAUGAUUAAAGAUAGCUUUGAAGUUAUGCUUAGAGAUGCUUAUUAUGAUUUUGGAAGUGUUUAUCAACGUUUUAAAAUUAUUAAAGAAUUAAAUACUUUUAGUUUUGGACUAUAUAAUGUUCGACUAACAAUAGAAUCUACUCGUACUGAUAGAGAAACUAGUAAAUAUAUUCAGGUUUUCAAUUUUAUUUCUUUAAUAUUCUUUCCAAUUACUUUUGUUGUUAAUACAUUUGGUUGUAAUAUACGUGUACCUUGGCAAACAGAUUUAGUUGAUGAAAGAGAUUCUCGUUAUUUCUUUUUAGUAAUGGUAAUUUGUUUAAUAGUUUUAGUUUUACAACAAAUUGUAUUCAAAAAAUUAAAAUGGUAUUAA
Entamoeba dispar SAW760 is the source of this 1626-nucleotide messenger RNA. Its product is annotated as Magnesium transport protein corA, putative. Gene Ontology annotation, biological process: intracellular magnesium ion homeostasis; magnesium ion transmembrane transport. Gene Ontology annotation, molecular function: magnesium ion transmembrane transporter activity. The record is from RefSeq and is a predicted model, not a curated record. Bases 1 to 1626 code for a protein of 541 amino acids. Lineage: Eukaryota; Evosea; Mastigamoebida; Endamoebidae. Gene Ontology annotation, cellular component: membrane. The transcript has 2 exons.